Molecule: messenger RNA, 2858 nt
Organism: Closterium sp. NIES-67
Lineage: Eukaryota; Viridiplantae; Streptophyta; Zygnematophyceae; Desmidiales; Closteriaceae
Source: the annotation of a GenBank genome assembly
ACAGAUACAGGAUCCCCAACAUUGCAACCUCUGAUUUUCGCUUCCAGGCAAUCUACCGCGAGGAACUUAGACUACGUCAUGCAGCUGGGAUUGUCUUCGAUCCAGCCGGCUUAUAAUAAUUGCACAACCGACGACCAGACGCGACUCUCCUUUGACCGCCGCGACGGCUUGCCGCGACCAUCGCGGCGUCAUGGAGCGCGCAGGCCUUCGGCUCGGCGCGCUGCUCCUGCUGACCUGUCUCGUGGCCUCGCGAGUCGACAGCGUUCCCCUCGCCAAGUCCCAGGCACAAGUCCUGCUAGACUGUCAGACGGCGUGGAGCAGAACGAUUGAAGGCUGGAAGAUUGGUGGCGACUGCAAUAGUGCAAGCAAUAUCACCUGCGAUGCCCAAGGCAUGAUAACGGACAUGGAUCUAAGCGGAAGCCAAAUCUCGGGUUCGAUUCCUUCAACCAUUGGCAACUUGAUCCGCAUGACAAGCUUACAACUAUCCCAAAACAACUUGAUCGGCACGAUUCCUGAUGCCAUCGGCAAGCUAAGCAACAUUGUUACCUUGUGGAAAAAUGCGUACCAUAUUCUAUGCAAGUAGUUCUAGCCCGGCCAACAUUGGUCCGAGGAUCGAGGACGAUGAUACUACGAUGAGAUGAUGCUACGAAUACGUGGACGACGGUGGACGAAACUUGACAUCAACCAGUUAUGGAGCACAAUCCCUGACCUUUUUGGCAAGCUGACGAAUCUUCGUGUCUUAUACCUAGGGACAAACGUGCUGAGUGGCUCGAUACCAGCAACAAUGUGCGACCUUCCUUUCUUGACUGACUUGGAUCUAACCCUUAUUGGCUUGGGGGAAUCCAUUCCAUCCACGAUUGGACGCUUGCGCAGCCUGACGAACUUACAACUUAGCCACAACAACUUGCAGGGCACAAUUCCAGACUCCAUUACCGUUCUCACAAAUCUUCAUGUCUUGAAUUUCCAGGGCAACAAGCUGGUUGGCUCAAUUCCAAGGACAAUAGGCAACCUUCAGUUAUUGACCAUACUGGACUUGAGCCGUAAUGGCUUUGUGGGCGCAAUUCCAGCUUCCAUUGACAAGCUCACAAAUCUUCGUACAUUGAACCUUGGUGACAAUAGCUUGAUGGGCACAAUUCUUGCUUCUAUUGGCAACCUCACAAAACUGCGUACCUUGAAUCUGAAUGGAACCAAAGUUUCAUGCCCUCCUGACUUCACCGAAUGUGUGGCAAAGCAAACACUUCAAAGCACCUUUUGCCGCCAGUGCCUCUCUUUCUGCACCACUUGUGUCACGCCAGCACCACUGCGCACCACAACACCCACUGAGUCCCCUUCACCUUCCUCCUCCUCUCCAGCAUCCCCCCUUUCACUUGAAACAUCCACCUCCCAGUCUGGAGGCAGUAUGUCAACAGCAGCCAUUGCUGGCGUUGUUGUAGCUGUUGUAGCUGCCCUGCUGGUGCUGUUGAUUGGCGUGCUGCUAUGGUGGAGGGGCUACAGGAAAGAAGCAGCACAAGGAGCAGCUGCAACAGUCAGUGAGAGCAAGGAUGUACUACUACAGAGUUCUCAAGGCCUGGCUGGCAGCGUAGCAGCCUCUCACUGCACCGAGUACUCCCUUGAGGAAGUCAUGGCAGCCACGAGCAACUGGUCUGAUGGCAACCUGCUGAAAUCUGGCACCUUUGGUGAUGUGUACAAGGGCGUGUCUCCAAGGGAUGGCACCACCCUGUGGGCCGUCAAGCGAGCCAAAUUGCUUGUUGCUGACUUCCAGAGAGAGGUCCGACAAAUGGCAGGCAAGAACCAUCCCAACAUUGUUCGGCUACUCGGGUUUGCUCUUGGAGGGGACAUGAGGACACGGCCAGAGCAAGUCUUGAUUUACGAGUUUGUUCCGAACGGUGACCUUGAGAAGUGGAUCAGUACACAAGCACCCUUUCAUCUAAGCCUAAAGCAGCAACUGGACAUCCUCAUUGGUGCUUCACGUGGCUUGGAGUACCUCCACAGCUUUGGCCUUGUGCAUCGCGACAUCAAGCCCGCCAACAUCCUCCUUGGGUCAAACAUGCAGGCAAAGAUUGCAGACUUUGGGCUUGUGAGGGGGGACGAGGGCUCGACUGUCGGCACUACUCGAGUCAUGGGAACACCGGGCUAUGUGGAUCCCAUCUACUUUCGGACGUCAAAGGCCACAAGUGCAACUGAUGCUUACAGCUUCGGUGUGCUCAUGCUUGUGGUCCUCACCGGACGGAGCCGCCCGCUUUACUUGGAUGAUGGAAAGGAAGACCACAUCCUGCCAUGGGUGGAGGCCUGCCUGGCGUCCAACAGCCCGACCCGCCUCAAGGACCUCGGCAUGGAAGCCCCUGAUGAUGCUGUGCUGCGCUUGGCUCAGCUAGCUCUCAGCUGCACUGUGGAGCGCACUGCUAGUCGCCCAAGCUUGGCAGAUGUUGCUAAAGAGCUACUUGCUGUCAGGAAUGAGGUGGUGGGAAGAGAGGAGCUGAGUGCGGCAAUAAAGGUGGACAAGCAAGCCCAAGAGAUGAUAACUGCCUCUUCUCUUGUGAAAAGCAUGGAUGCUCAGAAGCGAUCCAUAGAGAAACCUCCAGCUUGGAAAUUUCUCUGGAAAUCAAUCAAGUAGUUCAUUCUAUUUACCGUAUUAGUAGUAAGCUACAGUAGAACCGUAAUCCCCCGGAUAUAACACCCCUGGUAUACAAAAUUUAGGCAAAAUAUGGGCGGGUGGGUGCUGUACAGUGCGUUUUAGGCUGUAGUGUCAACUUAUACAUAUGCUGUAUGUAGAAGUUAUAGGCUAGCCUAGGUGUGUGCUUCUAGUGAGUACAACCCAACAGGUACAUGUUCUAGGUUUCUCACACUAGUCAAUCAUU